AUGGCAGAGCCCUCUGAAUUGGCUCUCUUUUCCGAUCCACCAAAUCAAGUAGCAGUGCAUAAGAUUUAUUUUCAGGAAACCAGACCCAUUUCGUCAUUUGACUUAGAUACUGCACCUCUGGAAUUUUCCAUUCCGGGAAACGGCGGAGAAUAUUUAGAUCUCAGAAAAAGUCGACUCUACAUUAAAGCAAAGAUCACCAAGUGUGACGGCACAGCCUUAGCAGCUUUGGAAAAGACAGGAAUCGUUAAUUUACCUCUUCAAGCACUGUUUUCUCAGAUAGAUGUCUACAUGAACGGAAAAUGCGUCUCGCAAAAUGCCAGCAAUUAUCCCUGGAAAGCUUAUUUCAAAGUACUCUUGUCUACAGGAAAAGGCACAUCUGAAUCGCAAAUGCAGACACAGAUGUACUGGCCUGAUGGAGAGGGCAUGAAUGACCCGGAUGCUGCAGCCGGAACGAACAUGUCUCUGAGAAAGAGAUAUGUAUUUACCCAAAAAUCGAGAACAUUUGAUCUGGAAGGUCCUCUAUACGUGGAUUGUUUUUAUCUCGACAAAUAUCUCAUCAAUGGAGUAGAUAUUCAACUCAGGCUGUUUCGUUCCAAGCCCGAAUUCGUGAUAAUGAGUAAGGAAGCCUCGCUGAGCUACAAGGUCACCAUAUUAGACGCCGUAUUUAAGGCCUGUAAAGUUAAAGUCGACAGCGCCAUUCUGGUGAAUCACACCAAUGUCAUUCUCAAGUCCCCGGCGAGGUAUAAUUAUCUCAAAACAGAUGUCAAAAUGACCACCAUUUCAGAUAAAACUAGCGAGUUUUAUUGGGACGACGUUUGGAACGGAAAAAGACCAUCAAAAGUGUUUGUCACUUUUGUCAAACAGUCGGCAGUGAACGGUGGUUACGCCGAUAAUCCGUUUUAUUUUGAACACUUUGAUCUGUCCGAGAUUGUCUUGUACGUCAACGGAGAACCGACACCCAUUCGACCAAUGAAGCUAGACUUUGGGGAGAACAAUAAUUACGUUACUCCUCUCUGCAAUUUGUAUCAGUCCUCUGAAAGGUGGCUCAAAGACGAGAGCCUCGUCAUCGAUAGAGAAAAAUUUGGGACUGGAUAUGCCAUAUAUGCCUUUGACCUCGUACCCACUGAUCCCGGAGAUGGGUAUAUAAACCUGGUACAUCAAGGAAACGUCGGUGUCUAUGCUCGUUUUUCUAAACCAACUACAGCGACCAUCAGCGCCAUAGCCUAUUGUGAAUGCCCCGGUCUUCUUUUAGUUGACAAUACCAGAAAAGUGAGACAAUUGUAA
This is a messenger RNA of Magallana angulata, 1284 nucleotides long. RefSeq lists its product as uncharacterized. The record is from RefSeq and is a predicted model, not a curated record. Gene Ontology annotation, cellular component: cytosol. Bases 1 to 1284 code for a protein of 427 amino acids. Lineage: Eukaryota; Metazoa; Mollusca; Bivalvia; Ostreida; Ostreidae. The transcript has a single exon. Gene Ontology annotation, molecular function: ribonucleoside-diphosphate reductase activity, thioredoxin disulfide as acceptor. Gene Ontology annotation, biological process: deoxyribonucleotide biosynthetic process.